Molecule: messenger RNA, 1872 nt
Organism: Pseudocercospora fijiensis CIRAD86
Lineage: Eukaryota; Fungi; Ascomycota; Dothideomycetes; Mycosphaerellales; Mycosphaerellaceae
Exons: 2
Coding region: 134-1681 (515 amino acids)
Biological process (GO): transmembrane transport
Cellular component (GO): membrane
Molecular function (GO): transmembrane transporter activity
Source: RefSeq, a predicted model, not a curated record
GACUUGACAAUGCAUCUCUCGGCAGCUCUGCUGUUGCAACCAUGAUGCCGCAGCUAUCCUGACAACCAAACAGACCACAUCACGAGAUUUUUUUGGAAGCAGAUCAAUCGACGAACGAACAUAACAUGCGACAAUGAGUCUGGACGAGGAGAAGGAAGUGCCCGUGGAGGCUGGAGAUGGCAGUGGAAGCAUUACGCUCGAGCAGGGCGAGUCCGCGCUCGCGGUCCUGGGUUACACACAGGAAUUGAAGCGGAAUAGAUCGAUGGUCACGUUGCUCUUCCAAAGUCUGGCCAUCGCAGCAAUCCCAUACGGAGAAGGAGGACCACUCAUCAGCGCGAUCUAUGGUGGAGGGCAGCUGUCAAUAUUUGUGGGCUGGAUCGUGGUUCUGAUACUGGAUGAGUGUAUUGCUGUCAGCUUGGGCGAGUUGGCCAGCCGAUAUCCGACAUCUGGCGGUCCGCAGUAUUGGGCCUUUCAAGUCGCACCGAAGUUCAAAACUGUCUUCGCAUACAUCACCGGAUGGGUCUGGCUCAUUGGCAACUGGACUAUCACAUUAUCUGUCAACUUCGGCUUCGCCAGUCUGAUCUCCGGAACGAUCGCAAUGUAUCACCCAGACUUCGUCCUCGAUGACUGGCAACUCCUUCUGGUCUUCUACGCCGUGACGCUGCUCACAUUCGUCAUCUGCUGCUUCUUCAACGACUACUUGCCAAUGGUCGACACAGUCUGCGCGGGCUUCACAGUAUUGUCCAUCCUCAUCAUCCUGAUAGGACUAUCAGUAAAAGCUGAAGCCGGUCGCAACUCUGCUGCAGUCGCAUUGGGCAACUACGAUACGUCGUUCAGUGGCUGGGGAGGCUUCACAUUCUUCAUCGGCCUGCUGCCAGCAGCAUAUACAUUCAGCGCUCUGGGCAUGAUUAGUUCCAUGGCCGAAGAGUGCCGAGACCCAACCGUCAAGGUUCCUCGUGCCAUCAGUCUUUGCAUACCUGUUGGAGGCAUAUGGGGUAUUUUCUUCAUCUUGCCAAUUAACUUCACCAUGCCGCCACUUGAGGAUGUCAUCGGAGCUCCAGCCGGGCAGGCACUGCCGUACAUAUUUUUCAGAGUCAUGGGGUCGCCCGGUGGCGGUCUUGCUCUCAUCUUCUUCGUGUUGUGCAUCACGGUCCUCUGCUCGAUCUCAAUUACAGUGGCAGCUUCGCGCACAACUUGGGCCUUCGCUCGUGACGAUGCAAUUCCAGGCGCCAAGCUCUGGGCCAAAGUCGACAAGCGUCUCGAUGUCCCUGUCAACGCUCUGAUCCUGGUUACCGUCAUCCAGAUGCUUCUUGGCCUAAUCAAUCUUGGAAGCACAUCUGCCUUCACAGCAUUCAUCAGCGUUGGUGUCCAAGCUCUCGCUCUGGCUUAUGCGAUUCCCAUCGGACUCUCGCUGUUAACUGGACGCAAGGCAGUCAGUCAAGCGAGGUGGAAACUACAGUAUGGAUUGGGCCUGGUGUGCAAUGUCAUUGCACUGGCUUGGAUUGCUUUCGAGCUUGUGCUGUUCAGCAUGCCGACGGCUCUACCUGUGACGGAAGUGAGCAUGAACUAUGCGUCGGUCGUGCUGGUUGGUUUCGGAACCAUUGCGGCUGCUUGGUACGCGAUUCACAGCAGGAAGUCAUACAAAGGACCACCAGCCUCUGAGGGCUUAAUUGACAUUUGAGACGAUAUUUUUGGAAUAAAUGCGAUACAUUCCAGACUGGUGUCGGUUUCAUCUCUUCGCGCGAUAUCUGAUCACUCAUCAUCGAGUCGAGGUCGUGCUCAGAUGCGUGAUAAGCCUCGUGCCUCGUUUAACAAAAGACUUUAUCUUUGUAUUACGAAUAAUUGCCUCCUUGGAAUGUAUGUUGGAUAUUG